AUGAAUCCCAACGGCCCCUCAGCUGCCUUGUGGCAGGAAGCGCGGAAUACAGAUGGACGCGUCUAUUAUUACAAUGUACAGACGAAGGCGACACAAUGGACAAAGCCGCAAGAAUUGAUGACUGCGGUUGAGCUUGCUCUGGAAAACCAGCCUUGGAGGGAACACACUGCAGCCGACGGGCGCAAGUACUGGUACCACACGGAAACCAAGGCGAGUAGAUGGGACAUUCCCGAGGAAUACAAGAAUGCACUUGCACAAGCGCCGGCUCCUCCAGCAGCCCCAGUCGCCGGCUCAUCGUUUGUCGCAGGUGGCUCAAGCUACCCUCCGCAAUCUCAACAUCGUGAUCGCGACGACUUCGACCGAGGUGACAGAGGCGAUCGAGGAUAUGGCGACCGGCGCAUUGGAUAUGGCUCUUAUGACAACAAUGGCACAGUCGCCGCACCAGAAUUCAAGGCGCAGACCGAUCCUGACUACAAUUCACUCGAAGAAGCCGAGAGCGCAUUCAUGAAGCUGCUCAAGCGACACAAUGUGCAGCCCGAUUGGACGUGGGAGGAGACAAUGCGCGCCACCAUCAAAGACCCUCAAUACCGCGCUCUCAAAGACCCGCGAGACCGCAAGGCAGCAUUUGAGAAAUACGCGGUUGAGGUUCGCAUGCAGGAAAAGGACCGAGCGAAAGAAAGAUUCGCUAAGCUCCGCGCAGAUUUCAAUACCAUGCUGAAGCGGCAUCCUGAGAUCAAGCACUACAGUCGCUGGAAGACUAUCCGUCCUAUCAUUGAGGGCGAGACCACGUUCCGGGCUACCGACGAUGAAGGCGAAAGACGCCAGCUCUUCGAGGAGUACAUCCUUCAACUCAAAAAGACUCACGUCGAACAGGAGGCUGUCACCCGCAAGGCCGCCAUGGAUGAGCUGGUCAACAUCCUGGGUUCGCUGGACCUAGAGCCAUACACACGUUGGUCCGAGGCACAUGCUAUCAUUCAGUCGGACGACAAGUUUCAGAGCGAUGAUAAGUUCAAGACCCUGAGCAAGUCUGAUAUUCUGACCGCCUUCGAAAAUCACAUCAAGUCAUUGGAACGCGCAUUCAACGAUGCUCGCCAGCAACACAAGGCAGCAAGAGCCCGAAAGGAGCGCAAGGCCCGAGAGCAGUUCUUGGAAUUGCUCAAGGAGCUCCGGUCCCAGGGAAAGAUCAAGGCCGGCAGUAAGUGGAUGAAUAUCUGCCCACUGAUUCAGGAUGAUCCUAGAUAUCAUGGCAUUCUCGGACAACCUGGAUCGACGCCUCUUGAUCUUUUCUGGGAUAUGGUUGAAGAAGAGGAGCGCUCGCUGCGUGGCCCCCGAAACGAUGUACUUGAUGUUCUCGAUGACAAACGAUACGAAGUCACCACUGAAACGUCUUUCGAUGAAUUCAAUGCCAUCAUGACUGCGGACCGCCGCACCUCUAAAAUCGACUCCGAUAUUCUCAGUCUUAUUUUCCAGCGUAUUCAGGAUAAGGCAGCUCGGCGUAAUGAAGAAGAGAAGCAUGCCGCAGAUCGCCACCAACGUCGUGCCGCGGAUGCCCUGCGUUCUCGAAUCAAGCGACUGGAGCCGCCUGUUCGGGUAACCGACACCUGGAGCGAAGUCCAACCACGCCUUGAGAAAUACGAAGAAUACAAAGCGGUUGAAUCAGAUGAACUUCGGGAAGCUGCCUUUGACAAGACGAUCCGCCGUAUGAAAGAACGAGACGAAGACGCCGAGAAGGACCGUGAAUCCCACACCCAAAGCCGUGGAAGCCGUCGGGAUUACGAUCGCGAUCGUGACUACCGCAGCGGCCGAGGAGAAAGACGGGGACCCAGCGGACGAGUCAGCCGAACCCCAGAACUCGAUGCAUACGAAGCAGACCGCCGCAAGGCCCAAGCAGACCGUGAACGAACCUACCGCAAGGUCAGUGGGAUCUCCCCAUCCCGUGACCGCCGUGAUGAGCGCAGUGACCGUGACCGUUACCGUUCUCGGGACCGCGACUUCGAUCGUGGUUCUCGUUCUGCCCGGGAUGCCGACCCACGCGAGGACCAGCGCGAACGUCUUUACCGUACCCGUGGUGACCCCCGUGGCAGCCGUGAUGAGCUUGACUACGGUGGCGGCGGUGAUACCCGCAGUGUGGCCAGUGGAGACCGUCGGCGCCGGCGCGACAGUGAUUCUGAAAGCGUUGCCAGCCGGUCUGCGAAGCGUUAUCGUCGUGAUAGCCGUGAGCGGGAUCGCAGCAGGGGCUCGCGGGCUCCUCGUCGAGAGUCUGCCAUUCCCGAAGAGGGAGAAGAUACAAAACAAGAUACCAAGCAGGAUGAGAAGGCUAUUCACUCUGGCAGCGAAGAAGGCGAAAUUGAGGAGGAGGAAUAG
This is a messenger RNA of Penicillium arizonense, 2364 nucleotides long. RefSeq names its product snoRNA-splicing protein PRP40. Bases 1 to 2364 code for a protein of 787 amino acids. The record is from RefSeq and is a predicted model, not a curated record. The transcript is spliced from 4 exons. Gene Ontology annotation, cellular component: U1 snRNP; U2-type prespliceosome. Gene Ontology annotation, molecular function: protein binding; RNA binding. Lineage: Eukaryota; Fungi; Ascomycota; Eurotiomycetes; Eurotiales; Aspergillaceae. Gene Ontology annotation, biological process: mRNA cis splicing, via spliceosome.